Molecule: messenger RNA, 1136 nt
Organism: Phyllostomus discolor (pale spear-nosed bat)
Lineage: Eukaryota; Metazoa; Chordata; Mammalia; Chiroptera; Phyllostomidae
Gene: MTX1
Product: metaxin 1
Exons: 8
Coding region: 50-1003 (317 amino acids)
Biological process (GO): mitochondrion organization
Cellular component (GO): SAM complex
Source: RefSeq, a predicted model, not a curated record
AAGUGCAGAAGUGCAGAGGGAGGUGCUUCCGGGACAGAGGGCGGGCAAGAUGGCGGCGCCCAUGGAGCUGUUCUGCUGGUCGGGGGGCUGGGGUUUGCCGUCAGUGGACCUGGACAGCCUGGCGGUACUGACCUAUGCCAGAUUUACUGGUGCCCCACUCAAAGUACACAAGAUCACCAACCCCUGGCGGAGCCCUUCAGGGACUUUGCCUGCCCUUCGAACCAGUCAUGGAGAGGUCAUCUCGGUACCACACAAGAUCAUCACCCACCUUCGAAAAGAGAAGUACAAUGCCGAUUAUGAUCUGUCUGCCCGACAAGGGGCAGACACCUUGGCCUUCAUGUCUCUGCUGGAGGAGAAGCUGCUCCCAGUGCUGGUACAUACAUUUUGGAUAGAUGCCAAGAACUAUGUGGAAGUGACCCGCAAGUGGUAUGCAGAGGCCAUGCCCUUUCCCCUCAACUUCUUCCUGCCUGGCCGCAUGCAGCGGCAACACAUGGAGCGGCUGCAGCUGCUGUGUGGGGAGCACAGGCCUGAGAAUGAGGAAGAACUGGAGAAGGAGCUGUACCAAGAGGCUCGGGAAUGCCUGACCCUCCUUUCUCAGCGCCUGGGCUCUCAGAAAUUCUUCUUUGGAGACGCCCCUGCCUCCCUGGAUGCCUUUGUCUUUAGCUACCUGGCCCUGCUGCUGCAGAUAAAGCUGCCCAGUGGGAAGCUCCAGGCCCACCUGCGGGGGCUGCAUAACCUCUGUGCCUAUUGCACCCACAUUCUCAGCCUCUAUUUUCCCUGGGAUGGAGCUGAGAUGCCGCCUCCACGCCAGACAUCAGUAGGGCCAGAGACCGAGGAGGAGCCGUACCGGCGCCGGUACCAGAUCCUAUCCGUGUUGGCGGGGCUGGCGGCCAUGGUGGGCUACGCCUUGCUCAGUGGCAUUGUCUCUAUCCAGCGGGCAGCGCCUGCCCGGCCCCCAGGCACACGGGCCUUGGGCAUGGCUGAGGAAGAUGAGGAGGAAUGAUUUGCCUUCAUGCUCCCAGGAGUGAUUUUUCUACUGUCAUGCAUUCCAGAGGUCCCUGUGUCUCCCCCUUGUCAGUCCAGCCAGAAAUGGGUCACCCACCCCCUCAGAAUAAACCUGCUCACGUUGACUGGGA